Brassica napus (rape) is the source of this 1325-nucleotide messenger RNA. Its product is annotated as zinc finger protein ZAT11. The transcript has a single exon. Bases 682 to 1227 code for a protein of 181 amino acids. The record is from RefSeq and is a predicted model, not a curated record. Gene Ontology annotation, biological process: response to stress; response to chitin. Lineage: Eukaryota; Viridiplantae; Streptophyta; Magnoliopsida; Brassicales; Brassicaceae.
GUAUAAGUUUACAAUAAACUUUAACUAAGAUUUAAAUUAUUUUUCUUAUAAUUUUUAACUAUGGAAAUUACCAUAUACUUAUUGUUUUAUAUUAAUUUUUUAUCAUUAAACUAUAUGUCAUAAUUGUGUUAAGGCAUGUUAUAAUUAAAAAAAGUAGAUAUGACCAAUAUCAUCAUUUUUAAUUGACCAUCUCACUAUUUUUCCUUAAAUAAUUGUUGCGAAGACACUUAAUCAAUCACUUAUCAGAUAAUAUAACGUCUAGGGAUAUCAAAGUCACAUUGUUGAAAUCAUAUUUAUAUCGCAAGGUGUUCAUAUUAAAUUAAUGACCGUGGCAAGCAAGUUGAUGAGAACCCAAGUUGCUGGAUUUAUUGAUGUGUGGUAUAGAUUUGUUGACUAGACUCUUUUUGUUCAACCCGAACGGUAUGCGUUGCGUCCGGCGGUCGAAGGGUGAAAUUGAAAAUGUCAAUUGGUCCCAAGUCAAACAAGCAAUGCUGACUUGUUGUUAGAAUAUUAUUUUGGACGACUUAUUUUGUUGUUCAAACAACACGAAAGUCCAACUUUUAGUAUUGCUCCUAUAAAUAUACAUUCACACAUGUUCUCAACUUUCAUUCCAAACUCAAUUCACUUCUUUUUUCACUUUUCUUUCUGAUAUAUUUCUCAAGAUCUUGUCAAAAAGAUAGCAUGAAGAGAGAAAGAUCUGAGUACGAAGAAUCCAUCAAGAAUCUAGACAUCGUUAAAUGUUUAAUGAUAUUAUCACGAACCUCCAUUGCUAAACAGAUUGGUGUGAUUCACAAUCAGUUUACCGAGAGAAAUACAAGCAAUCGGUUCGAAUGCAAAACAUGUAACCGGAGAUUUUCUUCGUUUCAAGCCCUUGGUGGCCACCGGGCAAGCCACAAGAAACCAAAGCUAGCCGUUGACGAGAAAGAUGUGAAACAUCUUACAAAAAAUUAUAAAGGAACACAUAUGCACAAAUGUUCGAGAUGCGAUCAGAGUUUUGGGACCGGGCAGGCUUUAGGUGGUCAUAUGAGACGGCAUAGGUCAAGCAUGACGUUGGAGCCAUCGCAGCGCAUCUCUCCCCGGAUUCCUACCAUGCCGGUCAUGAAACGUUGCAGUAGUAGCAAGAGGGUUUUGUCUUUGGAUCUGAAUCUAACUCCCUUAGAAAAUGAUCUAGAAAUUAUUUUUGGGAAGAAGUUUUUCCCCAACAUAGAUAUGAAGUUCGUUGUUUAGGUUAGGUUAUUUCUUUUUCUCAAUCAUUUAGGUUAUUGAAAAAAAAAUUUGUAUUAUAAUUCUCCCAUUCUUUUAAUAAUUCUUUCAAACUUUAAGUU